Molecule: messenger RNA, 2388 nt
Organism: Mesocricetus auratus (golden hamster)
Lineage: Eukaryota; Metazoa; Chordata; Mammalia; Rodentia; Cricetidae
Product: zinc finger protein 568-like
Biological process (GO): negative regulation of transcription by RNA polymerase II
Molecular function (GO): DNA-binding transcription repressor activity, RNA polymerase II-specific
Source: RefSeq, a predicted model, not a curated record
UUACGAGCUUGGUGUUCCAAGGACUCUGCACUUUGCCAGGAGGAAGAGGACGUGACCAGACCUUAUAAAACAGUGACAUUCAAGGAUGUGGCUGUGGACCUCACCCAGGAGGAAUGGCAGCAAAUGAAGCCUGCCCAGAGGAACUUGUACCGAGAUGUGAUGCUAGAGACCUAUAGCAACCUAGUGACAGUAGGUUACCAAGCCACCAAGCCAGAUGUCAUCUUCAAGUUGGACCAAGAAGAGGAGCCGUGGGUGCUGGAGGAGGAAAUGUUUUGGAGACAUUCUCCAGAAGCCAGAGGAGGAGGAAAGAAGAGUUUUACAUCGAAAGACAUGACCAAGGGCUUGGACUUCAAAGAUGUGGUCAUUUACUUCUCUCGAGAGGAGUGGGAGUGCUUGCACCGUUCCCACAGAAGUUUGUACCAGGAUGUAAUGUUGGAGAAUUAUAGCAACCUGCUUUCGCUAGGUCUUGCUGACACUAAGCCAAGAGUGAUCUCCCUUUUAGAGCAGGGGAAGGAGCCCUGGAUGGUUAUGAGGAAUGAGACAAAAGAAUGGCUUCCCGAUUGGGUGUCUGGAAGAGAAGGCAAGAAUUUACUUCCAAAGGAUGGCUACAAAAUUAAAUCAUGGCAACAAAAGAUGGCAAAAAAACAUACACACCCCAACAUUGAGGACAGCAGGGCCAGAGGUAAUAGACAAGCCACAGGCCGGCUGGAGAGGCAGCAAGACCCUCAGGAGGGACAUUUGAGACAAGCUGUAGUGACCUCUGUCGAGAGGCCCAGUUCCAUCCAGUGCACAGUCCACAAAGAUGCUCACCCUAGAGAAAAACCCUGUGAAUGCAAGAAAUGUAAGAAAACAUUCAUGUGCCAGUCAUGUCUCAUUGAACAUGAGCAAAUUCACAAUAAGGAAAAAAGCAUUGAGUGUGUACAGUGUGGGAAAGUCUUUAACUGUAGGUCAGACUUAAUCAUGCAUCAGAGACUUCAUGACAGCAAAAAAGGCAAUGAAAAUAAGAAAAGUGUCCUUGUUUGUGGUUCUGAUGUUUUGAAACCUCAGAGUACUCACAGUAGUGAGAAACCUCAUAAGUGUAAGGAAUGUGGGAAAGGUUUCCAUUCUACCUCACAGCUCAGUCACCAUCAAAAGUUGCAUAUAGGCGAGAAGCCCUACAAGUGUAAGGAGUGUGGGAAGGCUUUUCCGUCUAUUGCCCAGCUUAGUCUUCACCACAGAGUUCAUACUGACGAGAAGUGCUUUGAAUGUAAGGAGUGUGGGAAAGCCUUCACCCGCCCCUCACAUCUUCUUCGUCACCAGCGAAUCCACACUGGUGAGAAGCCGCAUAUGUGUAAGGAGUGCGGGAAGGCCUUUCGUUACGACACGCAGCUUAGUCUCCAUCAGCUGACUCACGCUGGGGCGAGACGCUAUGAGUGUAAGGACUGUGACAAAGUGUACAGCUGUGCCUCACAGCUCACCCUCCAUCAGAUGGUUCACACUGGGGAGAAGCCCCACAAGUGUAAAGAGUGUGGGAAAGGCUUUAUCUCUGAUUCACAUCUGCUUCGACAUCAGAGCGUUCAUACCGGCGAGAAGCCCUAUAAAUGUAAGGAGUGUGGCAAAGGCUUUCGUCGUGGCACAGAGCUUGUCCGACAUCAGAGAGCAACUGGGGAGAAACCCUAUAAAUGUAAGGAGUGUGGAAAGUCCUUUACUUGUACCACAGAGCUCCUUAGACAUCAGAAAGUUCACACUGGUGAUAGGCCCCACAAAUGUAAGGAGUGUGGGAAGGCUUUCAUUCGAAGAUCAGAGCUAACACAUCAUGAAAGAAGCCACAGCGGUGAAAAGCCCUAUGAGUGUAAGGAAUGUGGGAAGACCUUUGGCCGUGGCUCUGAGCUCAGUCGACACCAGAAAAUCCAUACUGGUGAGAAGCCCUAUAAGUGUAAGCAAUGUGGGAAAGCCUUCAUUCGUGGCUCUCACCUUACCCAGCAUCAGAGAAUUCAUACGGGACAGAGGAGGAGUGAAUGAAAAAACACUGCCAUCAGAAAGUUCAUACAGUUACAAAUUCUUAUGAUGGCUAACAAAUUGGGAAAGCAACAUCAAAGGGUUUCUCAUUAGCACUAGAAUCCAUACUCAGAGACCAAGUAGGGCCACAAAUGAUUGGACACUUGUCAUCAGUGAGAAACCUUACAAUUACAGAAAUCGGAGGUGACUUAAUUGUUCCAAAAUUUAUCUCAAGGCUUUAGUUUAUGAAAAAUUGGAAAGUUCAUGAACGUAAAGAAAGUAGGAAUGUUCUUCCAGUGACCCAGAACCAGAUAUGCCUCAGGGAAUUCACACCAGGGACAAACUGAGGAGGCAGUAACAUCAGAGAAAUUAGCUGUUAGCCCUCAGAGGAAAGAUUCAUAGUCACUACAA